Toxorhynchites rutilus septentrionalis is the source of this 3141-nucleotide messenger RNA. RefSeq lists its product as uncharacterized. Bases 1 to 3141 code for a protein of 1046 amino acids. The record is from RefSeq and is a predicted model, not a curated record. The transcript has a single exon. Lineage: Eukaryota; Metazoa; Arthropoda; Insecta; Diptera; Culicidae.
AUGGAGAACGUAUCUGGAAAUGAUGGUCGUUGUUGUGGCAAAUGCGAUCGUCCGGAAUCCGCGGAUAAUAUGGUUUGUUGUGAUGAAUGCGAUGUUUGGGUUCAUUUUGGUUGCGCUGGUGUUGGAGAUUCGAUUGCAGAACCCGGUCGUGUUUGGAAGUGCGAUCAGUGCAGAAAAGAUGUACCUACCGAACAAUCGGUACACUUGAGCCAAGGUUCGGCAGCCCUAAGUAGACGAUCACAGCGUCUGCAUUUGAGUUUACAGUUACUCGAAGAACAGCGGGAAAUGAAGAAGAAGCAAGCUGUAGAAGAGGAGGAGUAUUUGAAGAAGAAAUAUGAUCUCUUGAUCCAGAUAGAAGAAAAUGAUAAUGUGAGUACCAGAAGAAGCGAAGUAAGUGCUAAAUCUAGACGUGAAAGAGUAGAAGGUUGGAUUAAUAAAGGAAACACGACAGCGGAAGGCGCCAGAUCGGUUAGAACUCAGUCGAAUAAUCUAGCCUCGACUCAGUUAGGUGCUAGUGGAGAGGAAGCAAACAUAGCUUUGGAGACACAGUCAGUCCCGAAGAGUCUAGCACCGCUUCCACAAAGUUCAUCCACCCCAAAGACGUCGGCUCCUACACUAGGAACAGCAUCAGCUAUUGUCACCGAAUCACCUCGACAAACUUUCGUCACCAGCGAAAUUGGAAAAUCAGCGCCAGUUGACCAAAUGUUCCGGGAUGUGAAUACCCCCGCCAUAGUUGUAAAGGCUGCCCUACCAUCUACCGCGACGAUUACGUUUUCAUCAGACCAGUUGAUUCAGUCAUCGCGCCAAAAUAUAUCCUCCGCUCAGCAGAUGAAACCGCUUCAAAAUGCCACCGUAUAUGAUGAAAGUUCUUCGCGUCCAGCACCUUUGAUGUCGACGUAUUAUGUCCCAACGAGAAACAUUUGCGAAAUGACCAAUUCGAACAUUCGUUCCACGCGUGAUAUGAGAAACGCAUUCAGUCAAUAUAAUUCAUCGACAUCGCAGUCGCGAACAUUCUGCCCAAACCAGCCUCCGUAUGUGCAGUCAAUAGCGAACGAAGUAAGACCUGGCUGGCCGGUUCAUACGAUUCAACAAGGGCCAACCAACUCGCAACUGGCAGCGCGGCAAGUAUUGUCUCGGGAGUUACCGAUCUUCUCUGGUGAUCCAGAAGAUUGGCCCAUGUUUUACAGCUCCUUCAAAAAUACAACCGAAGUGUGUGGCUACAGCGAUGCAGAGAAUCUUGCCCGACUUCAACGGUGCUUACGAGGACAUGCUCUGGAAACUGUGAAGAGGCGACUUCUUCUACCAGCUUCUGUUCCAAAUGUAAUGGAAACCCUGCACAAAUUGUACGGCCGUCCGGAAAUUUUAAUCAACUCCUUGUUGAAGAAGCUUAGAAGCGUUGCUCCGCCGAAGGCGGAAAGUCUCGGUACAAUAAUCACCUAUGGACUGGCAGUCCAGAAUUUAGUGGAUCACUUAAUAAUUGCUGGGCAGCAUGCACAUCUUUGGAAUCCUAUGUUACUCCAAGAGAUGGUGGAGAAACUACCCGCUUCCAUCAAAAUCCAGUGGGGUUGGUUCAAGCAGACACGAGAGAAUGUCAACCUGGCGACGUUCAAUGAAUUUAUGGCAGGCCUAGUGAAUCUAGCGUCUGAUCUAACGCUGAACGUAGAAUAUACUCCGAAUUCAACGAAAUCAUCGAAAACAGAGAAAGCGAAACAGAAAGAAAGUUUGUUUGUCCAUUCUCAAGAAUCAUCCGACGUGAACGAAAAAUCCGAGUCGAUAAUAAAAGUAUGCUCGUAUUGCGACAGUCCCAGUCACCGUAUUCUCGAUUGCCUCGAUUUUCAAAAGUUAGAUAUCGAUGGGCGAUGGAAAGCAGUCCGUCUGAGGAAUCUCUGUCGCACUUGUUUAAUACCACACCGAAAAUGGCCCUGUCGGUCGAAGAAGGAGUGUGGACAAGAUGGAUGUCGUAUCCACCACCAUCCAUUGUUGCACAGUGUUUCGAAAGUAUCAAGUGAUCCCGUAGCAUCGACCAGCUAUGAUCGAACGGUUUAUCAGAAUCACCAUUCGAACCAUUCAUUUUCUUUCUUUCGAUAUGUUCCGGUGACCAUAGUUGGAAACGGGAAGCAAACUGACAUUUUCGCAUUUCUGGACGAAGGUUCCAGUUCGACACUUCUAGAAGCAGAAGUAGCUGACCGCUUGGGAAUUAAGGGUCCGAUGAAUCCAUUGAUAUUAGCAUGGACAAGUAAAAUAACACGCGAGGAGAAAAGUUCGCGUAGUAUUAGCCUCACUAUUUCUGGAAAGGGACUGACGAAAAAGUACGCAAUCGAGAACGUUCAAACAGUGCAUAAGAUGGAACUUCCAAAGCAGUCGAUGUGCUAUGAGGAAUUAGCAGAACAGUUUCCAUAUCUUAGAGGUCUGCCAGUUAAAAGUUAUACUAACGUGGCUCCACAGAUGAUUAUCGGAUUAGAACAUGUAAGACUAUUAACUUCGUUGAAGCUGCGCGAGGGAAACAGUUGCGGUCCAAUAGCUGUUAAAACAAGGCUGGGUUGGUGUGCGUUCGGGAGACAAGCUGGAGCAGGAAAAAUGGUAGAAAGGGUGAACCUUCAUUAUAGCAUCAGCAAUCAACGUCUUCACAAUCUCAUGAAACAUUUUUUUCUGGUAGAGGAGAGCACGGUGACUAGUAAGCCAGAGGCAGAGGCUGACAAACAAGCAAUUGAAAUUCUCAAUCGAACCGUUAAACGAAAGGGAAAUUAUUUCGAGUCUGGAUUACUCUGGAAAUACGAGAACCCAGUGUUUCCCAACAGUUUACCGUUGGCGCAGAAAAGGUUGGCGAGUUUCGAAAAGCGAUUGACACGUAAUCCUGUAUUGAGAGAUAUGGUGAAACAGCAGCUCGAGCAAUAUCAACAGAAAGGCUAUGCACACAAAGCAUCGAAAGGCGAAUUGGAGAAUACGGAUGAACGAAGAGUAUGGUAUCUACCAUUGGGAGUAGUCACGAAUCCGAAUAAACCUAACAAGAUACGUCUAGUAUGGGAUGCUGCAGCGAGAGUGAAUGGAGUAUCGUUCAAUGAUAUGCUCCUGAAAGGGCCGGACCUACUAAAUUCUUUACCGGUAGUGUUGACCCGCUUCAGACAAAAAACAUCGCAGUGA